AGAGGGAACCAAUAAGAGUAAGGAAGGCUUGUUGCAUCUAGCCUUCCUUAGUUAUAGCAAAACGGAGGCUCGUCCGGCAACGUAUGUGUUAAAAUUAAAUUUAGCCAAAAAGAGAGAGAGAGAGAGAGAAAGAUAGAGAAAGAAAGGCCAACGGCUACGUUUCUUGCAGACGACGACGAAAACGAAGACGAAGACGAGGACGACGACGACGACGAACGACGCGACGUCCUUUAGUUCAGUCUCAAGAGCAUAUCCCGGUUGUACGGGUGCUCUAAUUAGACAUAUCUUUUUUUGCUUUUCUUCUCUAUCUUUUCCAAAAGAGUAUCCUUCUUCCUAUUUCUUUCUUUUUUUUUUUUCUUUUUUUCUCCUAAUCCUUCCAAAUUCUUUCCAAUUUUCAUUUAUUUUUUUGCUUUUCUUUCCUUUCCUUUCCUUUUCUUUUCUUUUUAAAUACAAAAUUCCCGCGAAAAUUUAUGUACGUCAAAUAGAAACACAUCGAGUGAAAUAAUUAACUCAUUAAGAAUUACCUUGUGCGGUAUCUAUAUCGUCAACAAAAAGGUGUUACGACUAUCGUUGUUGUAAAGCGUCAUCGUCGUCGUUCUUUAUAGAAGACAUAUAAUACCUCCCAAUAAGUGAGAGGGACUCUCGACCGACAGAUAUCAGAUGGAUCGAGACGAUGAAGAUUUUGGUGAGGGAUACAUCGCGGAAUCGCAUCCACUUAGACCAACUCAUCUUUCGGUACCUUUAGGUGGAAGGGGUGAUUCCAGAGCACCCAGUAUCAGUAGCAGUGUCAGUGAUUUGGAUGCUCCUAUUUAUACCAGAGAAACUACCAUACCGAUAUCUGCUAAAGGGGGUCUCAAUGGCCGAUUAAUUUUUGCGAUCGCUGCAGCUGUGUUAGGAUCAUCGUUUCAACAUGGAUACAAUACUGGUGUGGUUAAUGCUCCUCAAGAGCUUAUUGAAAAUUGGAUUAGCGACAUAAAAAUGAAUCGGACUGGAGUACCGACGAAUCAAUCGGAAGUAACUGUGAUCUGGUCGAUAGCAGUGUCGAUAUUUUGCGUUGGUGGUAUGAUAGGUGGUUCAUUGGUAGGUUUUAUCGCUGAUCGUUUUGGUAGAAAAGGAGGUUUAUUAUUGAACAACGUACUCGUUCUAUUGACCGUCCUACUCGAAGGAUUCGCUAAAAUGGCAAGAAGUUACGAGAUGAUAAUAAUCGGACGAUUGUUGAUUGGUAUAAAUUCUGGAUUGAACGCCGGCUUGGCACCUAUGUACCUGUCCGAAAUAUCACCUAUUAAUUUGAGAGGAGCUGUCGGAACGGUUUAUCAACUUGUCAUCACUAUUUCAAUCCUGAUAUCGCAGAUUCUUGGAUUGGAAAAAUUAAUGGGAACGGAAAAUCAGUGGCCUCUGUUGCUUUGUUUGACCGUAGUACCGGCAUUGUUUCAAGUUAUUACCCUACCACUCUGUCCGGAAACCCCAAAAUAUUUGUUGAUUAACAAGGGAAAAGAUAUGGAUGCGCAAAGAGCUUUGACUUGGUUACGCGGUACCAUCGAAGUUCACGACGAGAUGGAAGAGAUGCGAGCGGAAUACGAAUCGAUGAAACUAGUACCGAAAGUCACACUUAAGGAACUCUUCGUUAAUUCCGCUCUUAGAAUACCCUUAAUGAUAGCUGUCAUGGUCAUGCUUGCACAACAAUUUUCUGGCAUCAAUGCCGUUAUGUUUUUCUCGACGAAAAUCUUUAUGACGGCACAACUCGACAAGACUUCUGCUCAGAAUGCUACGAUGGGUGUCGGUGCUAUGAAUGUUCUCAUGACUCUUAUUUCAUUGAUCUUGGUUGAAAAAGCGGGUAGAAAAACAUUACUUCUUGUUGGUUUCUCCGGCAUGUUCUUGGACACGGCUCUGUUAACCGUUUGUCUUGCAUUUUCUGAGGCAUCACGCGUUGCUGCUUAUCUCUCUGUACUACUGGUCAUUUUGUUCGUGGUAUUAUUCGCAACAGGUCCCGGAAGCAUUCCUUGGUUUUUGGUAUCUGAAUUGUUUAAUCAAUCUGCACGACCCGCGGCCACCUCUAUAGCCAUUGCUGUUAAUUGGACAGCCAACUUUGUUGUCAGUAUUGGAUUCCUACCUCUUCAAGAAGCAUUGGGUGCUUACGUGUUUAUCGUUUUUGCCGCGUUACAAGGAUUCUUUGCCUUCUUCAUUUAUAAGAAAGUACCAGAAACGAAGAAUAAAACAAUAGAGGAGAUUACUAGUAUGUUUAGGCAAAUAUCCUACCAGUGAGAAUAGAUUAGAGAUUAGAUAGAGAUUCAUAAGUGAACAAAAAUUUGAUUUUUGCCGAACUAACGCAGAAGUGUGCAUCUUACAUGAGAAGACAUGCGUCUGACAGAUUAGUUAUGUUGCGUUAAUUGUUUAAAUCAUUUUCAUGCUUUCAUUCGAUUCUCCAUUUCGUAUUAUUUCAUCCACGAGUUUAUAUAAACAUUUGAACGAAGACGUGAGGAAACAAAAAAAAAAAAGAAAAAAAGGUUCGAUCAAAAUUGUACAUACCACUUUAUACACGAUAGUUAACGAAAUGAUUAAUCGCAUAUCGUUCCAUAGAAAAUAAUUUGUUUUAGGUGUACAAUUUAACUGACAAUAUUAUCCGUUUUAUACGUGUAAUGAAGAAAAAAAAAAGCGCAUCAAUUAACAUAUCGUCAGAUCGCGCACAUUUUUACAAGUUACUAUUCAUUUGCUUUUAAGAUUAUACAAUUUUUAAUGAAACUUCAACUUAGUUCCUAUUAUCCCUGGGACUGCAUAAGCGAUAGGAAGAUCUUCAAAUAUUGCGUAGCAGACUCAAUUAAUAUCAAAUUUGAACAGAGUCUUUGAAAAUAGUUAUCUAUGUUUUUACAAAAAGAUUUCCCAGACCAGCAAAUGAAUUUUUGUGCCUGCAAAGAAUAAUAAUUCUAGUCAUGAGAAGAGACGCUGGUUUAAUAUUAAAUGCAAAUAACUGGAGGGAUCUUCCUUGGGGAAAAUAAAAAUCAAAUAGAAAAAGAAAAACGAAAGAGUAAGCAAAUUUCUUAUUGCGAAACGCUUUUUUUUGUGUAUUUUUUAUGAGAUCAUGAGUUUUCAAGAUUGAGAUUAUCGUUCUAAGAAAAUCGUAGAGUACAUCUAAUCGCUAGCCAUUAAGAAGAAAGUUGAUCGAGAUGGAAAGAUUUUUUGCUUUUAAAGUAGAUUCUUGCAGUAAUAAAUGAUAUAUUUGUAUUGUCUGAAAUAUAAUAUAAAAAAAAGUCUAUAUAUUUUAUCAUAAUGAUCUUUAAUGUUGUAUCAAACAAAAAGAAAGAUUGCGUAAGAAUUGUAAAUAUGGAUGUAGAUGUAUAGCAAGAUUUAUAAGUAUAAAUGGUGUAGAAUAGAAAAUAAUUAUAUUUAUGUAUGCAUGUAGUUUACUAAUGAUUAAGAAAAUUUCUCCACAAGCAUAAUUAUAUUUGUAAUCUGUACAGAGUCAUUAUUUUAAUGACAACAUCUGUACAAUAUCGACAAGUUAAAUAUACAUAUACCAAGCAGAUUUCAUAGAAGGCCAAUUUUAUUUUGGCAACUAACAAUAAGUGUAGAAAUAGCAUAUGAAAAUAUGUUUUUUAGAUGUAUUCCUAAACUCAAAUAAUACUCAGAUCUAAAAUCAUUUUUAGUAUCUAUACAACGAGAAAUGUUAAGAAUUAAUAAGUGUAUGUACAUGAUCGCAGCAUGCAUCAAAGCAAAGAAAAUAUGCGAGCUACGAUAUAUCUGAUUUUAAUUUAUGAAUUCUGCACAAAGGUUAUUAUGAUAGCUCUCACUGACAUAUUUUUUGAAAAAUACAUUAGAGAGAAAAACUUCUUCAUGCAUAUCUGCAUUUAAUGGAACUCUUAUUAUAGAUAUAAUAUUAUGUUUAAUUUGUACAAUAGAGUUGGCAUAUUCUGUGGACUACUAUAUUAAAUAAAAUAAAUGUCAAAGCAUAUUUUAAUC
Molecule: messenger RNA, 3954 nt
Organism: Polistes canadensis
Lineage: Eukaryota; Metazoa; Arthropoda; Insecta; Hymenoptera; Vespidae
Product: solute carrier family 2, facilitated glucose transporter member 1-like
Exons: 6
Coding region: 661-2262 (533 amino acids)
Biological process (GO): monosaccharide transmembrane transport
Cellular component (GO): membrane
Molecular function (GO): hexose transmembrane transporter activity
Source: RefSeq, a predicted model, not a curated record